Salpingoeca rosetta is the source of this 3101-nucleotide messenger RNA. RefSeq lists its product as uncharacterized. Gene Ontology annotation, cellular component: nucleus. The record is from RefSeq and is a predicted model, not a curated record. NCBI's taxonomy places the organism in Eukaryota, Choanoflagellata, Craspedida, Salpingoecidae. Gene Ontology annotation, molecular function: exonuclease activity; nucleic acid binding. The coding region runs from base 24 to 3101 and encodes 1025 amino acids. The transcript has 2 exons.
UCCAAACUUCACUUGGCACGUUGAUGAUGGAUCAGGAUCAAGGGUCUGUGGCCACAACAGCCCCUCAACAAGGGCAACCACAGCAGCAGCAGCAGCAGGAGCAGCAGCAGCAGCAACAACAACAACAGCAGGAGCACGAGCAAAAGCAGCAGGAACAGCAGCAGCAGGAACAGCAGCAGCAGCAGCAAAAGCAAAAACCAGGCAAGGGUGCACGGCGCCGCCAAAACCGCAAGAAGAAGAAGGAGAAGCGAAAGCGCAUGCAGCUGACAUGCACACAACCCAAUCAAGCACUGAAACUGCGCGGCGUCGCCGCAAUCCUGCACACCCUCCUUGGUUUUGGCACUGUCGCCCCGAAGAGCCACGGAUUUCGGCUCGAGCACCAGGAACGCCUCGGGCAGGUUCGCGUCCUUCUUGUGCAAGGCCUCUCGCCCGACUCCCUGCGCACGUGCCAGCGAGUCGUGGGUGUUCCGUUUGGUGAGCCUGAAGCAGCACUUUCAUCUUCACCCAAAACCAACGCAAGCAAGAACGACACUCCCGCUCAACAGCUCCAAGUCAAGGAUGAGGGCGCAACGGGCGUCGCUUCAACGGGCGUCGCCUCAACGUCAACGUCAGCCCCAUCGUCGGAGCCCACGCAGCCGUCAGAAGCGACACCGACGCCCUCCUUCAAGCGGGUGCUGAAGCUGCCGGGUGCGGAUGCGUUUGUGGAGAUUGGAUCCAUUGCUCUUCUGAACUCCGUCCCACCACCCCGCUAUCAGCAGAAGAAGCAGAACAAGUCCAAGAAGAACAAUUCUUCCUCGCAAGGCAGCAGUGCACACGACGAGAAUGACGACCGCAUCACGUGGACCGACCUCCUCUUGACGGAGCAGCAGCUCAUCGACAACGAAUACCUGCCUGUCACCGACACAGCCAGUCAUGCCAGCCAGCCGGCAAGCGCGUCGCGGUCCUCGCCGUCCACAGCCACCACCAGCAGCAGCGCUGCACCUCCGCCAUCGUACUGGCAGCUGCCUGAUGCCAGGCACAGUGGCAAUGGUAACCACGGCCAAAGCGCCGGCGGCACUGAUGGUGCGAGCAAGACAACAGCACCAACAGCACCAGCAGCAGUCGUACCACCACAGCAACACCAGCACGAACAGCAGCAGCAGCAGCAGCAGCAAAUGUCACCGCGGGUGUUUGCUCUCGACUGUGAGAUGUGCAUUACGGACAAUGGGUUUGAGCUGACGCGCAUCUCGAUCAUUGACGAGCGCGAUCGCGUUGUGCUGGACACGCUGGUGCAGCCGCCAAACCCGAUUCGCGACUACGUGACCAAGUACAGCGGCAUCACGGCUGCCAUGCUGGAGGGCGUCACUACCACCCUGGCUGACGUGCGCCGCGCAAUGUGCAGCAUCAUGACGCGCCACGACAUCCUCGUCGGCCACUCGCUCGAGAACGAUCUCCGCGCGCUCUCGCUGCGGCACACACGCAUCGUCGACACGGCCAUCCUGUACCAGGGCACGCGGCGGGGCGGGUACAAGCCCAAGCUGAAGACGCUGGCAGAGUCGCACUUGCAGCGCCGCAUUCAGCGGGAGGGGCAAGUCACCCCACAGCAGAGCGGUGUGGCUCGUGUUGGUGAUGGUGGCGAUGAUGAUGGUGAUGAUUGUGAUGGUGGCGAUGUGGCACAGGAGAAUAAGCAGGGGGCGGCCGUGUCGGUGUCCACGGUGAUGGCAAGAGUCUCGACGACACGAACGCCGGCGCAAUCAGGCGCAUCGACUGCACAGGACGAUGGAACAAAGGACAAGGGUGCGACCGCAGCAAAGACAACGUCAUUAUCACGUGAGGUGGCAGUGGCACAAGUCAUCACCACAGCGCAGGGCAGCACUUCCAUGGUUGCCGCACAGGCAACAACCACGACCACAGCCACGACCACGACCACGACUACGACUACAACGGCAGCGGUGCAGCAUCAGCAAAGGAAGCGGGCAGCACACGAGGCAACCACAAGCAGCGCUACCAACAGCAACGCUAACACCAGUAACAGCACCACCACCAGCAACAACGACAGCAAGCAGAGCGGCGCCACGGACCGCGCUCACACCACCGAGGCAAUGUCCACAUCGACAGCCACAGGACCAGCAACCGCUACAGACGGCGAUGACGAUGAUGAUGAGGAGCAGCAGGUGAAGCGGGCAAAGAGCGAGGACGGCGCGAGUGUUGCGGCGCCCGCAGAACAGGUCAGCAUGGUGGUACAGAACCCUUCCACAACAGCCACGACGACGACAACAACGACAACGACGGCGUCAAAGUCAUCGGUUGUGCUUGCGAGCGCUGCGUCCCACGGGCACUGCAGCAUUGAGGACGCGCGCGCGUGUCUGCAUCUGGCGCAGUUGAAGUUGGAGAAGGGGCGGUCGUCGCUCAGGCCGCCGGACGAGGAAACCAAUGUCUUCGUGCACACGCGCAGGCGGCUGGAGCGGCAGCAGCAGCAGCGCGAGGAGGAGCAGGAAGAGAGGAGGAGGAGGAGGAGGAGGAUGGACGAAGGCGAGGAUGGUGAUGGUGGUAAUGGUGGUGGUGAGGAUGGUGAUGGUGGUAAUGGUGGUGGUGAGGAUGGUGAUGGUGGGAAGGAGAAAGGUGGUGGUAAGCAAGGGGAUGCGCGUGGACAGGGGAGUGCGACACCUGCUGGUGUGCGGCAGUUUGAUCCAAAGCACACUGGUUGCGUCAUUGGUUCGCACUUUCUGUGCCAGGCCAUGUCCAAGUUUGGCGUGCAUGUGGUGCAGGCCGACACGCUUGCAGAGGCGAAGCGGGCAGUGAACGGCAGCGUUGCACGGGCGAGCAAGCUGCUUGUCGUUGAGACGGCUGCGCUUGACCAGGCGUUGGGGCGUGGGGAAGCGGUUGCUGAUGCCGCAACGACGGUUCAUGAGUUGGUGCAGGCACUGGCGCCGACAGACGCACACGCAAACGACCUCCUGCUUGUCGUUGGUCUCGGGGAGCGCCACUUGUACCGUGCUGCGUGCCAGCGUCGCACUGCAAUCCGCAAGCAGACGGGCCGCAUCCCCCCGCCCGACGCAGACUUCAAGGCGGCUGUGGCUGACGCGCGCGUGGGCGUUCUCCUCUGCUAUCACGCCCCGUAG